UGCCGUUUCAACCGAGGGGGCUCCAAAAACGACAUUGCUUUCGACGCUGAAGUCGUCACAUAAACAAAAGCGUAUGACACUCGAGAUACACUCUAUACUACGUGAAUUACUGCUAUCGAAAACAUCCUGAUAAUAUCUCUUUCAAGACGCAACUCGAGGUGGGAUACGCGUACGGGGCAUAACUACCAAACACGAAAUAUAUAUCCGGUAGUCGCAAACGGGAGGUCUCGCCAAUGUCGGGCCAACAAGCCAGGUUCUUGCGCGAUGAUAUUGAACCUCCAGCGUACGAUACACUAUCCAUCGCACCGCCUGCCGGCGAUUUUGAGAACGCACAUGGAAAUGGGAGUACGUACAGCAGCAGGCACGACGCAGCUUCUGAAAAAAAGUCGCUCAAAGACAAAUGGCUGCAAAUGAAGGAGGAAGAGAAGCGGCGUAAGGAAGAGCGUGUUCGGCAUGUCACCAAAGCGGAGGCUGAUCGUAUCACCGGACUGGAUAGGCUUAGGGAGCGGCAGAAGGAGGAGGCGAAGAAGAGCGGUACAAAGGGACUUCUGAACUUGUCAAUCUUUUGUUGAAAUCACCAACGCAAUCAAUUCGACACUUUGAUUGGUGGGACGAACGGCUUUUACUGAUACCACAAGGCCCGGAGUAUACGUCGUACGUUGGAUGAAGAUGAUCCUUACCAAGGUUGCACUGCAAGGUCAGAGAUGAGUAUGGUUUAGGAUCUACAUAGAGAAUUGAACGCUGGUUAGUGAAUUUAAAUCGAAACAGUUCUAGACCCUCGCUGUGUAAGAAGGCCAAUCUUAUUC
Messenger RNA from Truncatella angustata, 806 nucleotides. RefSeq lists its product as uncharacterized. Bases 234 to 572 code for a protein of 112 amino acids. The record is from RefSeq and is a predicted model, not a curated record. The transcript has a single exon. Lineage: Eukaryota; Fungi; Ascomycota; Sordariomycetes; Amphisphaeriales; Sporocadaceae.